UGUCAGUGUGUUUUAUAUGGUUCCUAUUCCCGACUGCAGAACAAUGAAUUCAGAGUGAGUGAUGUCGAGCAAGUCCUCCAGUGCUGCUUGCUGUCUGUGAGAGAAGGUGGGAGUGUUCAUUCAUAAGGUCAUCAGUCGCUGCUGCCAGUGCCUCCCAGCCUGGGGGUGUGAACAAGACUGCUGCUGCUAAACCCGGAAUUGGAAAAGGUGCAUUAACCCUCCUGCGUUCUUGCUGAUCAGGGGUUAUUGAAGCUUUUGAAUGGAUUUAUUUGAAGCAUCUGCUUCAUCUAACUUUUUAUAAAGAAGCCAAAUAGGAAAACGGCUGCUGGAUGAAUUGUAGUAUGUAGACAUUUACCCUUCAUCAAACACAAGACCAUGUCUUCCAUGCCGCAUUCUUUUACAAUGCCUCACAACUGGAAAGGACAAGCUGAGCUCGGAAUUCCCCGCAGCUUAAGUUAUAUCAAUAACCUUUACCAACAUGCACGACUGGUAGAAGGAUUUGGUGGCCCAAAAGUUUGCAUAACCAAAGAGCUGCCAAAAGCAGGCCGCCCCCAUCGGAGCGAGGAAAAGGUGAGCAACAGCUGUGAUCCAGAACUGCGUCCUAUUAUGCGCCGUAGAACAAAGUCUCUGCCUAGUUCUCCAGAGAGAAAGACUGCUGCCAAAUGUCGGCCUCUGUGCCAUAAAGUCAGGUUCGCAGAUUCACUAGGUUUGGAGUUGGCGGAAGUAAAGGUGUUCAACAUUGGUGACGACCCAUCCAUCCCUCUACAUGUUCUAUCACGCCUUUCCAUCAACUCAGACCUGUGUUGUAGCCAAGACUUGGAAGUUUCCAUUGAAUAUUUGGAGCCAGACUUCAAACAGCCUGGAGAGUGUGAAGAUUUCUUGGAGCUUCUGCAUCAAUAUUGUGUCCGCUUAGAACAUGUUACCAGCUCGGAAGAGCUAGGGAUUUCCGGCACCAUUCGAGUGCUAAAUCUUGCCUUUGAGAAAAUGGUUUCAGUGAGGUAUUCCUUCACUAACUGGAAAACUCAUUGUGACGUGAAAGCAAUUUGGCAAAAUAGUGGUGGCACAGAUGUUCCUAACACAGAUGUUUUUGCCUUUGUUAUUACAUUACCACCUUUUAUCCAGCAAGUCUGCUCUGUGAUACAAUUUGCUAUAAGGUACCAGGUUGCUGACAAAGAUUAUUGGGAUAACAACUAUGGUAAAAACUAUUCCUUUACAUCAAAGAGUCACAGACUUAUAAUGCCAAAGGACUGUGAGCAUAGCUGGAUCCAUUUUAUCUAACCAAAGUAUUAUGCUGUAGUUUCAAUCUAUUGCUGGAGAGAAGAACCUUGAUACAAUUGAUUUCUAGUGUUUUCAGGUUUGUACACUGCAGCCUCUGUGGUUACACAGGAUCAUCACUGAGAAUCUAGAAGCAGAGUAAAUGACAGACAUGAUGGACUGUCAGGUGAUCGUUGCCACUGGACUAAACAGUGUUUGAUUUGCACAUCAUUAUGCAUACUUGCUGUAAACUAUUGUGUUGCAAAUAUUUGUUGAGUGCGGUUGCUUGGUUGUUAUAAAUGUGAUAAUAUAAAAGAUUUGCACUGACAGAUGCCCUUAUAGAGAACACUGUACAUACCUGGGGU
Hyla sarda is the source of this 1619-nucleotide messenger RNA. It is a transcript of the gene PPP1R3D, whose product is annotated as protein phosphatase 1 regulatory subunit 3D. Gene Ontology annotation, molecular function: protein phosphatase 1 binding; glycogen binding. Gene Ontology annotation, biological process: regulation of glycogen biosynthetic process. NCBI's taxonomy places the organism in Eukaryota, Metazoa, Chordata, Amphibia, Anura, Hylidae. The transcript has a single exon. The coding region runs from base 376 to 1278 and encodes 300 amino acids. Gene Ontology annotation, cellular component: protein phosphatase type 1 complex. The record is from RefSeq and is a predicted model, not a curated record.